AUGACCGUGUCGCCGUCCAAAUUAGCCCUCAAGGGGUCGUCGAAAGUCGUGGUGGACUUCUUCGAGUUUGCAAUUCAUAGCAUACUCUUCCAAAGAGGCAUUUACCCGCCUGAGGAUUUCAUAACCGUGAGAAAAUACGACUUGCCUAUGCUUGUCAGCUGUGAUAACGAUGUCAAAGACUAUAUCAGCAAUAUCAUGAGCCAGCUCAGGAAAUGGAUAUACGGAGGCAGGCUACUGAAGCUUGUUUUGGUGAUAAUGAACAAGGCUACCACCGAGCCGGUUGAGAGAUGGGUGUUUUCGGUUGAUAUCCAGAGUGAGGGCGACGGAGACGUUAGCGAGAAACCAAAAGAACAAAUGCAGAGGGAGAUUCAGGCAAUCUUCCGUCAAAUCACGGCAUCAGUAUCGUAUUUGCCUUUCUUGAACGAUGAAGAGUAUACAUUCAAUGUCUUGGUGUACACGGAUCCUAGCUACGAUAGUAGAAGAAUACCUAGCGAGUGGGCAGACACUCAAGGUGAUGGGAAAUUGAUUGUGGGUGAAGCAGACUCGGUCAAUUUCUCUUCAUUUAGUACAAGCAAUCACCAGGUAGGUACCUCGGUAAGCUACAAGCUCGGUUGA
Molecule: messenger RNA, 615 nt
Organism: Candidozyma auris
Lineage: Eukaryota; Fungi; Ascomycota; Pichiomycetes; Serinales; Metschnikowiaceae
Gene: MAD2
Product: spindle checkpoint protein MAD2
Exons: 1
Coding region: 1-615 (204 amino acids)
Biological process (GO): mitotic spindle assembly checkpoint signaling
Cellular component (GO): kinetochore; cytoplasm; nucleoplasm
Source: RefSeq, a predicted model, not a curated record